AUGCACCUAGUCUUCGGUCAUGAUGCUCAACAGUGGUACGAUGGUUUGGUUGGCUCGCUCGACUUGCCCAUUCUCAUGUGGGUGCCUGAUCGAGUUGAGCGUGUGUUUGAUUCCUGUGGUGUCGCAAAAGGUUUUGAAGGCCUUACCGGUGAAGCAUGUGCCGCGGUCGCUGAUAAUCCGGUCAGGGAUGCCGCGUGCUCCACAAAAUUUGUCCAGUUGGUUCAGCACACUCGCGGUAUCCGUCGAACGGCAGGGAUACAAGUGCGUGAACUUGGUUAG
Messenger RNA from Macrosiphum euphorbiae (potato aphid), 279 nucleotides. NCBI's taxonomy places the organism in Eukaryota, Metazoa, Arthropoda, Insecta, Hemiptera, Aphididae. The record is from the annotation of a GenBank genome assembly.